AUGUCUCGUCGAGACAGUGAUGAGGAAGCAACGUCUUAUGACGAGUCCGACGGUGCGGAAGCCAGUGACGACGAACUUCUUUUCGAUGAUGAUGAAGAUAGGCGUCGCUACGAGGCUGAGUCUUACGAUGUCGAAGACGAAGAUAUGUUCGCCGAACCUGAAACGAUUCCACUGGACUACGAAGAUGAAGAUGUUCCUGAACCCUUCUCGGAAGAACCUGACGACGAAGACGCAGAAGCGCUUCCUUCAGACGACGAAGAACUCCAAGAAGCUUCUUCUUAUUCACUGUACAUGCUGCAGCGAAGAAUCAUCCUUGAGGAGAUGAAGACCAUUGACAACGAAACUCAUCCCGAGUAUAUUUCUGGCGCCAAGGAAAUAGACGAUUGGUUGAAGGAAGAGUUGCAGGACGUGGAGCGGAUCAUAAAAGGAAUUGAAGAACGAAACACUGCGGAGUAUGAGAGUGAUGUGAAGAUUAACGCCCAAGAACUCGAGGCGAGACGAGUGCAAGUGCAGGACCAGCUUAUCCGGGAAUUGGAGGAUAAGAGGAAACAUACCGAACAGGAGCGAAAUGCGAUGGAUCUGCACAACGAUUCCUUCGAGUUCAAGCCGAUGGUGACCCGGAAGUUGAGGCGGCGAGCUCAUGACCCAGCGGCGCCGCAAAGCAAGAAAGGUGGCAGUCGGGGACCCACCAGCCUCAAAAUCCUGGUGGAAGAAGAAAUUGCCCUCACGGACCUUUUCGAAAUGGAUCCAGAACUUGUCCAACCGUAUCUACCGCUUCUUGGCCAAUCCACUCGUCGCUCUAACCGAGAGCGAGAAGCGCAUUUUACCUACACUUACGAUUCGCCCAGUCCCGUGAGCUUAGCGGAUAUGUCUCCAGAAGUUCGCGUUGAAGACGGAAAGCUUUAUUUUGAUAAGAAAUGGUACAACCGGAACCAACCGAUUUUCCUGGAAGGCAGGGACUAUGGCAGAAUAGCGGGUACACUAUCGUCUGUUCAGGCUGAUUCAAUUUGGAUCAAGAAAGUGACGGGCGGGGCGAGGAUUCAGGUUUUCCUUGGGCAGCUAUUUUGCGGGAGAUGUUCCAUUAGAAGACGCCCCCAGUGAUCCUGGAACGUGUUUUCAGCAAGAUGGUCUCAUAACCUGGGCUGAACCGUUCGUGUCCCAUUUUAAGAAGAAAUUUUUUGAGCUUCGGAUGCCCAAGAAUUCUGCUGCUCUUCAAUUUGCUCAUGACGCUCAUGUAGAAAUUAUGUGACAUAGUUAAGAUCGGAAAAGGGGCCUCCCGAGCUUGCAUCGUCUUCCCUCAAUCAUGGCUUCUGGAACGUGUUCGUCUUUUGCAUCGACUGACACUACUGAUCGAAAAAACACGAAGCUGGGUCUGAGGAAUCCCCAAAAGGAAGAGGUCCAGGGUUGGUUGCAGAAUUAUGCUUGCAUCUGCAAGGGCUGAACUUUUAUUCUCCCCCUGAAGAUGAGUUGCGGUACAUCGGUUAUUCAAUUUCUUUCACGAUUCAAAAAAUGUGCUCUGGAAAAUCUUGGUUGACACUCGGUGUUACCGGGAUCAUCUGGGCCAAUGUCCCUGAAAACCUCGGACUGCAAAUGAGCGAAAAUGAAAAAAAAUGAUCGUCAAUUGCCGGAUAUUAUUCUUAGCGAAAUUUCUCAAAAUCUUGGAAAGCGAUACCGUUUCCAGGCGGCUUUCAUGUCAAUAUGUUACUGUAGAUUAUGAAAUGCAGUCUAAUCUCGUAAUGAAAUUAGUCGUACUUUUUGGGACCAGCAAAAAUCGCGCUAGGGAGGUUUCGAGUCGGGGAAACAAGCAUUUGUCUUCGGGGGUAAAGAAAAGUUAAGAAAGAAUUGUAAUUGGUGAGUAAAUACUUGAAGUCGGGCGUUGAGAGAAUAACCGAGCUAACUGGUAAGCGGUUUGGAUUGUCUGAUGAAAGAUGGUACAUCGUGUGGUGUAAACUGAAGAACACUUCGUGCGAUGAGUAAAUACGAUGAGGAAAA
Notodromas monacha is the source of this 1992-nucleotide messenger RNA. Lineage: Eukaryota; Metazoa; Arthropoda; Ostracoda; Podocopida; Cyprididae. The record is from the annotation of a GenBank genome assembly.